Molecule: messenger RNA, 279 nt
Organism: Rhinocladiella mackenziei CBS 650.93
Lineage: Eukaryota; Fungi; Ascomycota; Eurotiomycetes; Chaetothyriales; Herpotrichiellaceae
Product: 60S ribosomal protein L37a
Exons: 3
Coding region: 1-279 (92 amino acids)
Biological process (GO): translation
Cellular component (GO): ribosome
Molecular function (GO): structural constituent of ribosome
Source: RefSeq, a predicted model, not a curated record
AUGACGAAGCGCACCAAGAAGGUUGGCGUGACCGGUAAAUACGGCACUCGAUAUGGCGCAUCCCUCCGAAAACAAGUCAAGAAGAUGGAAAUCACCCAACACGCCCGAUACAUCUGCACCUUCUGCGGCAAAAACACCGUCAAGAGACACUCGGUCGGCAUCUGGAAAUGCAAGGGUUGCAAGAAGACGGUUGCCGGAGGAGCCUGGACAGUGUCGACUCCCGCGGCGGCUGCCGCAAGAUCAACUAUUCGACGACUGAGAGAAAUUGCGGAGGUAUAA